Molecule: messenger RNA, 987 nt
Organism: Pocillopora verrucosa
Lineage: Eukaryota; Metazoa; Cnidaria; Anthozoa; Scleractinia; Pocilloporidae
Source: RefSeq, a predicted model, not a curated record
AUGAAUGACGAGAAAUUAUCUGUGCUUCCAGGUACUACUCAAUCGUCAGCGGUUCCCUCGUGCCAGCCCCUCAUCAGUCAAACUCCUCUUCCCCCUCCCUCGGGUGUUUAUUGGAUUGAUCCUGUUGGUGGGCUCCAAGCCAACGCUUUCAAAGCUUACUGUGACAUGGAAACUGAUGGAGGAGGCUGGACGCUAGUGUGGAGUUAUUCUUUCACCAAUUACAGCUUUUUCAGAGAAAGUUUCAACGCAGUGACACCCAGACCCAACUGGAAUGUAAAAGCUGAAGCAGAUGUUCCCAUCUCUUCUAACCCUCCAUUACACGAAACAGACUACAACGCCAUGAACUUCUCCUUCUGGAAACAACUCGGCAGACAGGUCCUCAUCAAGAGCAACAUAAACAACUGGCUGGUGUGUCAUCCGGGAACUGGCAGCUUGGUAGAUUGGCAGGAUGGUGACAUCAACUGUCGGAUCAUCAAAUAUGUGACUGCCACGUGCAGAGAGACACUUGCACCUUCAGUAUUAAAAGUGAGUACAGGCUAUGGACCGAAAUUCCUAAACACCAAAUUGUACUAUUAUUUCGACGGUUACACCGGGAGUUCCUGGCCAACUCAUGAUCCAUGCGGACAAAACUGGUCCAACCAUUUGAAAGGCGUGGCUGAGCCUCAUGGAAACAUUUUCAUUCGUUAGUCAAUGAACUUUAACUUUUGCACUGAUAUAUGUUUUACAUUUACAGGCAAACGAGAUCUCUAGGGUCAGGGAUGAUCUAUUUUCCCCUUUUCAUAUUUUCAAAGAGUUCAUCAACGAAGCUCAGAUUUAAUUCUCAUGUAGCAAAAUUGUCACUCGACCCUCCGUUGCGAUGCUUCCCCUUCCGUUGAAACGUUUUCUGCCGGUCUCAAGGGAUGACCUUUAAGUUUCCUUCUCUUUUGGACCGGACAUGGCGUCAUCUAAUCUUUACUGUGGGUGCUAGGUGGCUCCAGCUAUGACGUU